GGCAGCAGGUGAAGUUGACGGAAGAGCAGCAGUUGAGUGUGCGGACUUUAAUGGAUCAGGGAGAAAUAUUUAUUUACCAGCGGAUCUAUCAGCGCUAACAUUCAGGAUUAACGGGUUAUCGGGCGAGUCACGGAGUCACCAUGCCGUUAUUUACUCAAAAUCCCUUUGACCAGGACGUCGAAAAAGUAACCAAUGAACACAACACGACGGAAGACUGGGGCCUCAUUAUGGAUAUUUGUGACCGGGUUGGGACAACACAGAAUGGGGCAAAGGAUUGUCUAAGGUCAAUUGUAAAGCGAGCCAACCAUAAGGUCCCUCAUGUUGCCAUGCAGGCUUUAACAUUACUAGGUGCUUGUGUCGCAAACAGUGGAAAAAUCUUCCAUCUAGAAAUCUGUUCCAGAGAGUUUGCCAGCGAAGUACGAAGCUUGCUAAACAAAGCCCACCCAAAAGUGAUCGAGAAACUCAAAGGCCUCUUGGUGGAGUGGGCUGACGAGUUCCAGAAAGAUCCACAGCUGAGCCUUAUUGGUGCCACCAUCAAAUCUCUGAAGGAGGAGGGGGUGACCUUCCCGUCUUCAGGCACUCAGAGCUCCAGCAGCAAAUCCAGCAGUGCCCCUGCUACCACUCGAGCAUCUGAUGAAGACGACCUUGCCAAAGCCAUUGAGCUGUCCUUACAGGAGCAGAAACAGCAAGCUGAGACUCGGCCGAUCUUUGUGACAAAUGAUCCACCCUACAACACAAAUAGCGUUAAAGAGUCACGCAAAGUGCGCGCCCUCUAUGACUUUGAGGCAGCUGAGGACAAUGAACUGACCUUUAAGGCUGGAGAGGUUGUGCUAGUACUGGAUGACAGUGAUCCAAAUUGGUGGAAAGGAGAAAACCACAGAGGGGUUGGGCUUUUUCCAUCAAACUUUGUCACAACCAACCUAAAUGCAGAACCAGAACCAGAUUCAUAUGCUGAGAAGACAGCGGUUCCUGAGGCUGAGCCUGUAGUGGAAGUCAAAGCAGAGCCUGAACCAGUGCAUAUAGAUGAGGAGAAGAUGGACAAAACAUUGUAUAUACUCCAGAACACAGACCCUGCUGAUUCUGCUCCUGACAGUGCUGAGCUGGUCACACUGGAGGGUGCAUGUGCGCAGAUGAAUCCUCUAAUUGAUGAAAAGCUAGAGGAGAUUGACAGGAAACACUCAGAGCUUUCUGAGCUAAACGUGAAGGUGCUGGAGGCUCUGGAGCUCUAUAACCAGCUGAUGAAUGAGGCUCCGCUGUACUAUACAAAGAUGCAGACCCUCCAGGGCACUUAUCCAGCAGCCCCCCCUGCUGUGGCUAUGCAGGGCUAUCCAGGCCAGCCAUCAGGGUCCUACAUGCCUGCUGGUGUUCCUCAGGGCUACAGUCUGGGGUCAGACCAAGCUGCGCCUCUCAGCUCCAUGCCACCCACAGUCAACUCUACAAUCGCUAAUCAGCCGGUACAGUCUCCCUACAUAAGCAGUGCUAUGAGUGCCCCAUAUAUGAACCAAGUCCCUGGCUCUUAUCCGCCACAGAUGGGUGUGGCUAUGGACAUGUCUGCCUAUCAAAACGCUAAUCCUGGUAUGCCACCGACCUCCUAUUCAGUGGCUGCACCCCCAUCAACCCAGCACCAGCAGGCUGCCUACUACCAGCAACCCCUCCUGUGAAGCUGCGCAAGCAACAAUCUGCAACUGUGCAUAUCCCUGCCAACACAGAAUCAAAACAGAGAGAUUAGGCUGAAUGUGUUUCUUUUUCCUGAUUUAUUGCAAGGUUAUACUGAGGUAGCUGGUAGAAUUUUGGCUCAGCAGUGACUCACUACAGGAAUUAUAUGAUGUUGUCCAUUUAAGGAUUGCAAGUAGUCUGGCUCAAGAUAGAUGCUGUUGUUGUUUUUGUUGUCCAUAAAAAUAAGAUAUUCCUUUUUCCUUUCUCUUCAGUUUUGUCUGCAUAUUUCCAUAUUUAAUUGUAAAUGUUUAUCCUCAUAUUUUUGUACUUUUUCUUCCUUUCUUUUCCUUUCAAAUUAUCCCAUAUUCCAGCAUAUUCACCUAUUCACCAGCACAUUCUCUUUACAGCUGAAGACCAUGAAGAAUUUCUGGCCGCAAGUUAAGAAUUUAAACCAGCCUAAAAAUAAGGCAUAAUUUCUCUUUUUUUUUCUUGUUUCUUUUUUUGCUGUAAUGUCAAAUGACAAAUCUCUUGGCAGGCUGGGAGCUUGAUUGCUUUAGCCUUCACAUCUUGCUGCCUUCCAGAAGGUAAUUGAUGUUGUACAAAGACACAAACACAAAAAAUAAUGAAGGUUUUUCACUUCACUUCAUUUCACUCCAAAAAUGCUGAAAUAAUCGUGACAUGACAUUUUGCAUUUCGAGUAAUAUUCAGGUUUACUUGUAGGAGCCAGAAUGACAGUUCAAUUCCCAUUGUGUUGGAAUCAGGCUGCUGUCAUGUGGUCCUCAGUUUGUGUAUGUGUGUGUAUGUGUGUGUAUGUGUGUGUAUGUGUGUGUAUGUGUGUGUAUGUGUGUGUGUAUGUGUGUGUGUAUGUGUGUGUGUAUGUGUGUGUAUGUGUGUGUGUAUGUGUGUGUGUGUGUAUUUGUGUGUGUGUGUGUGUGUGUGUAUGUGAGUGUGUGAGGAUGGAUGAAGAAGUGACAGCGCUCUAUAAGCAGCAGUUCAGGGCCACUGCAGUAGAAUGUAGGAGCUACAGGCUCGUGUACUGUAUGCCACUUUCACAAGACCAGCUUCAAACUGAACAUGGACACAAAUGCAAUCCCUUUAUGGUUGAUCUUUAUGGGUUAAGUGUAAAAUUACCUUUCUUUUUUUUUUUUUUUUUAAUAUGCAAGUACUGCUUCUUGUGUUUGCUUUGUGGGUGUUCACUGUUGUUGGACUUUCUAAUUUAACCUCUGUAAAAAAUAUAUAUAUAUGAAUAUGUAAAGUUGCAAACAAAUCACUUUGAUGAUGAUGCUUUAACACAAAAUGACGAAUGCUGCCUCUUAUGGCUUUGUGUUUGUGUGUUAAUCUCUUGUUCCUUUUUGUUUUUCAUGUGUUGGAUGUGUUUUAUCUAAAAUAGAUUUGGGAGGACAGCCGUCACACCCUCUGACCAAACAGUCGUUGUUAAUUGAGAGCUAGAGAAUGCUUUGCUUUCUGUUGUUUAAAAAAAAGAAAACUAUUCCAUUUAAUAGACCCUAGAAGAACCUCAGCUUCUGAGAACCAUUUCUGAAAUGAAGCUCUUAAAAUAGGUAAGAGCUAGUGGAGCUAGAAUGAUGUAUAGUGUGACUUAGACGGAAGAAUCUUCACUUUAUUUUCUUAACCUGCCUCAACACAAGGAUAUUGUAUAUUAGAUGUAAAAUAUAUCUAGCGUUUCUGUAUUGCACCUUAACUUGAUAAACAUUUACCACCAGAUGCCUUGUUCUGUCGGACGAUGGAAGUAAAAUAAGAACGAAUUCUAGAUUAUAUUUCAGACGCUGCUGUAGAUCUGUAAACCUGUAUGUUUAAUGAGAGAUAGAGGGAAUGUUCCUUGGCAUGUAUAAUUUUAGCAGAUUCAAACGUUUUGUAACAUCAAGGUUGCCCUGCUUCCUGUGUUCUUGUUUAUAAGAUUACUUUUGUAACACAGUGAAUUCUAAUAUCUUUCAAAAAUAAAUUUGCCUUGUAUUUCA
Messenger RNA from Astyanax mexicanus (Mexican tetra), 3632 nucleotides. RefSeq names its product signal transducing adaptor molecule (SH3 domain and ITAM motif) 2 (gene stam2). Gene Ontology annotation, cellular component: endocytic vesicle. The coding region runs from base 141 to 1661 and encodes 506 amino acids. The record is from RefSeq and is a predicted model, not a curated record. Gene Ontology annotation, molecular function: phosphatidylinositol binding; ubiquitin binding. The transcript has 14 exons. Gene Ontology annotation, biological process: signal transduction. NCBI's taxonomy places the organism in Eukaryota, Metazoa, Chordata, Actinopteri, Characiformes, Acestrorhamphidae.